AGUGAGGAUGGAAAUUAACGUUAUCAUUGUUCUUUGCUUUGUGGGGAUUGCAAGUGCCCAGAUAACAGGAUGGACUGAGACGAAAUCUGGCGGAGGUGGAGCAACAAUAACGGAUGCGACAGGAUCGAUGACGGUGACUUCCGUAAGAGAGGAUAUUACAGGAACACCGUUGUUUACUGUGACGGCAGCUGCCACAGGCAGCCCGACUAUUACAUACACAUUCAGCUCCGACGGGAACCCUGACACUAUUGCAGAUCCGACCAUCACGGCAGGGGUUGUCAAUAUUGCAUCCGGAAAGGAACUAGAUUAUGAAACAAACAAACAACUGGUUUUUAAGAUUGAGGCGACGGAUGGUUCCAACACAGGCACUGCGACAAUAACACUACCUAUAACUAAUGUUGACGAUGUCUCACCGUCGUUCGGGAAACCGGUAGAAGCUGUUUGCGUCGCCAAUGGGGCCGUUUCAGGAACACGUGUGAUAACCGUGAGGGCUACAGACCCAGACACAACCGCACUGUCAUACUCAAUUACAACUGGAAACAUAAACAGCGAUUUUGUCAUUGCCAACAAUGGAUCAGUGACGGUUGCAAACACGUUGAAUGCCACAGCUAUCCCAGGCUAUAGCCUACAAAUAACUGCGUCCGACACUAUGAAUACAGACGCUAUUCAGUUGCUGAUUAUUUACGUUGGAGACUGUGGUUUUGUUAGAGAUGUUCCGCAGGAGGACAACUUUACUCCCGAGUUGGACAUGGGCUACACACAAAUACAUUUUCAAAACCCGCUUGCUGAGGAGGUAAACCCUAGAAUCAUUAUUUGCCGUAUUCUCCAGAAGUCAGCUUGA
Mya arenaria is the source of this 841-nucleotide messenger RNA. Its product is annotated as protocadherin Fat 1-like. The record is from RefSeq and is a predicted model, not a curated record. Gene Ontology annotation, biological process: homophilic cell-cell adhesion. Gene Ontology annotation, molecular function: cadherin binding; calcium ion binding. The coding region runs from base 8 to 841 and encodes 277 amino acids. The transcript has 6 exons. Gene Ontology annotation, cellular component: membrane; catenin complex. NCBI's taxonomy places the organism in Eukaryota, Metazoa, Mollusca, Bivalvia, Myida, Myidae.